This is a messenger RNA of Aedes albopictus (Asian tiger mosquito), 3939 nucleotides long. RefSeq names its product oocyte zinc finger protein XlCOF7.1. NCBI's taxonomy places the organism in Eukaryota, Metazoa, Arthropoda, Insecta, Diptera, Culicidae. Bases 186 to 3875 code for a protein of 1229 amino acids. The record is from RefSeq and is a predicted model, not a curated record. Gene Ontology annotation, biological process: regulation of transcription by RNA polymerase II. Gene Ontology annotation, molecular function: chromatin insulator sequence binding. The transcript has 13 exons. Gene Ontology annotation, cellular component: chromosome.
UCACAACAAGUAGAAAUGAAACAUUCCGUGUAAAACUUUCAGUGCGAGAUGAACCGCGAGCGGUUUUAGUCGUCCGGUUCAAAGAGAUAACGCAAAUAAACUAACAACUUUAUCAUAACUUUUUAUGAAACAGUGAGAAUUUAUUCGUGUGGUGAAACAGUAGUUUAUUACCUUGUUAGGGAAACAUGCUUUGUUCGUUUUGCAAAAAAGGAGCUCCGACAUUGGUUACGCAUCAUCUGUGUAACUGUUGCCUGGAGAACCUGCGCUACAGCCCGAAAAGCCCGACGGCAGUGGUUCCCACGGCGGCAGACGACGAUACAACGGCAGGGGUUCGCAUUCAGUGCGACAUUUGCCUCGAAGAGUUCCAGGACGAUCAGCUAGAGCAACAUCAGGAUGUGUGUAUGCCCCGUGUGGCGCUUCGAUGUAACGUUUGCGAGCAGGACUAUCUAACCCAGGAGGGUUUGUGGAACCAUCUGGAUCUACAUGAGAUCACAGACGAUAAAAAGGAGCUGCACUACAAAGAAAGGAGAUCUCAGCAUGUGCUACACAGAUGUGAACUAUGCAACGAUCAGCGAGGAUAUCAGGAAAGUUCCUAUUGGAGACAUGUUCACGAAGAUCACGAUGGUUUCUUUCUACGUUGUUCCGAAUGUGGAGAUUGUUUCCGGUCACGAAAGCUGCGAACCGAGCAUAGCCUCAAACGCUGCCAAGCAAGGGAACAAGCGGUUCCAUCGGACUUUGAACAGCACAAGGUUGUCUCAGGAUUCAACGAAAACAAUUUAUCCGUAAAUAAGCCAGAUAAAAUACCCGAUGCCGAUCCUUUGGAACAGACAGGACUACCUCUUCCGAAUGCUGUUGCUCAGGAAAUCCAGAACGAAAAAGAAAAUGUUCCUUCUGAUGACUCAUCGACUGCUGUAGAAGCGACAAGUCACGGCGACAAUCCCGACCCAAUUACCGAUACUACUUGUCUAACCUGCGGGAAGGACUGCAAAAACCUGUUCAUACUAAACCGCCAUACAGAUACAGUCCAUCGAAAAAUGACGUGCGAGAUCUGCGAUACCGAAUUGGUCGGUUCCAAUCAGUAUCGAUAUCACAAGCUCAGAUACCACUCGGAGCCAUUCUACAAGUGCAACGAAUGCCAAAAGCAAUUCUACCGGCUGGGAACUUUCAGGAGACACAUGGUAUCACAUUCGACUGCCAAGAGGUAUAAGUGCAAUUUGUGUCAUCAGAAGUUCAAAGGUCUGGAAUAUCUCGAAAUGCACAGAAUGCGAAUCCACCGGAUAAUGCCACCUUCCGAUGCGCCAUCCAGCGUUUCUCAAAACCCCGUCGACGGAACUGUGCAGCAGCCUAGGCAAGGCACAGUCGAAGAUACUCUCGGUGUCGUUUGCGACAUAUGCAAACUGCCCUUCGCCAGCAAGGCCGAGCUUAAAGUUCACGAGAACGUCAAGCAUGGCGUACCCCGGUACAAGUGUCCCCAUUGUCCGGAAAUGUUCCGUCAACGUAAAACGUUCGAUAGCCAUCUGGCGAAACAUGUUGGCAUCGAUAAACGCGGAAAGAAGAGAACGAUGAAAGUUGUGGGGAGAACAUUCGCGACCACAAGGUGUGCGGAAUGCAACAAUAAGGACUACCGCACAGCGAAAGGGCUGACGCGCCACGUAGACGCUUGCCACGCGCCCAUGACGUGCCCUAUCUGCGGGGUUGUCAGUUUAGGUCGGGGUAGAAGUCAGUACCAUAAACUGGUUUGCCAUACGGAUCCGACGUAUUUCUGCCCGCACUGUUCGAAAAAGUUCCAUGUAAGAAUGGCUUUAAGGACACAUUUGAGACAGCAUAACGACAUUCGUGAGGAAGACAUCCCAGAUUUCCGGUAUGAGCGGAAGCAGUUCGAUCAAAUGUAUAAACUAAAGGAAACCUCAACAGUGGAACAAGAGACUGAGGAUUCGAAUUCACAAACGGGUGAAGACGAUGAGAAGAUCGUCGAACCCCAAAAAUCUCAAAAGAAACCACGAUCUGCGACAAGCUGUAGGGAAUGCUUCGGUGAAUAUUACAGUAAAAAAGCGUUGAACAAUCACAUCUACUUGCGCCACACGCCCAUAGUGUGCAAAAUCUGCGGCAUCACCAGUUCCGGAACACAGAAAGCUAAUCAUCACGAGAGGACUAAGCAUUCGGACCAACCGCAGCAAUGUCCUCGUUGUCCUCGGAAGUUCCAAGCGAAAUCGGAUCUGUGUCGUCAUUUAGAGAUUCAUACAAGACGGGAAAAGAUCGCGAAUCAACAGAAUAUCAGCAACUCUAAUGAAAUAGAGAUAGGAGAUGUGGCGAAAUCGGAAGCAAUCCACCAUUCUGAUUCCGAAAGAGCUGCGAAUCUCGAAGAACUCGUAUUGGGAUAUCCAGAUCCAGAUCCAGACCAGCAAGACCAAAUUUCUCCUUCCACUGAAGCUAUUGACAAGCAAACGAAUCAGGCAGACACGAUGUAUACCAAAGACGACCAGGAAGAUAGCUGUGAUUCACAAACUGAAAGUUUUUCAGAAGUUGCUGAACAAGAGUCGGAAAACCAAAUGCUGGAAAACCAAGCAGAAAAGCUACCGUGUCAGCACUGUGAUAAAAGCUUCGAUAACAGUCAAUCUCACAUUUUACAUGUGAAGCAAAAUCACACGCUGUGCAAUUGCAAAAUCUGCGGAGCAACCAUCGCCGGGAUGAAUAACCUGAAUUAUCAUGAGUUGAUUUACCAUUCGGAGGCAAAAUUCAAGUGUUCCUACUGCCCGAAGAGUUUCCAUCUAAGUUCGACCCACCGUUAUCACGAGGAUUGGCAUUCGAAGCUCACAACGACCAACCAUGAACCGCCUCCUGACUCGGAAUCGGAAGUGUCCAUACACAACAUUAAAACUGAAUGUCCAUCGAGCCCGCAAGCAGCGGAUGAAUCGAAUUCGUCGUGCAACGAAUCCAUAACCUUCGAAGACUUGCUCAUAAAAAUAGAAAGCACUUCGGAGCAACCGAAUCCUUCGGAGAACUUCGAUGUGGUGGGAGAAAGUUCAAGUCCCAAACCGUCGGGAAAGAAGCCAGCAGAUCGAAACUUUGCCGGGAAGAAACCAUGUACGAUCUGCAAAAAAUGGUUUAAGAAAAGCAUCCUCUCGUCACACAUUAAGUGUACACACGAGCUGUGCAAGUGCGCAGUUUGUGGGGAAGAAGUGACCGGAACAAAUCAACUGAAAUACCAUGAGUUGGUUACCCACGCGGAGCCAAAGUUGGAGUGUUCUUACUGUUCGAAAAAAUUUCACCUACAAGCGUUCCUCAAUCGUCACCUGAAGAAGCAUUUGAAUAUUCCUAUGUACAACCCGGUGUCUCCUCCAAAGCCGAAUUCUGAUCCAGAAUCGGCCGAUGAAGCAUCGUGCAGCGACGAACUGCUAACCGCCAUGAAGGAAAAAACCACUUUACCAAAGCCAAAUCUGGAAAAAUCCGGCAGACGCGUGGCACGUGAGACCUCUGUCGGCAAACGUUCUGAACCAAAACGAUCGAAAAAGAAGUCAUCGCCUAAAAAAUCAGCAGGAGAUUUUUCGUGUCCGCACUGUCCAAAAAGUUUCAAAAUCGAAAGAUCUUUCACGCUACACGUGCGCUACACCCACGAGCUGUACAAGUGCGAUGUUUGCGGCAUAACCCUCGUUGGCUGGAAUCAACUCAAGUAUCACGAGCUCAAAGUCCAUUCCGAACCAAGGUUCAAGUGUUCUUACUGCUCGAAGCAAUUCCACGUAAAGUCCGCCUACACCCGUCACGAAGUGUGGCAUUCGAAGAAAGCUAGGCCAGCCAGUCCAGAUUCCGAUUCAAAUCUGUCGGUACAUGAAAGCGUCGUGGGAAUUAAAAGUGAAAUAGAGGAUGGAACGGUGUAACAGUAUUUGUGUCAGUUUGAGCCGGUCGUUGCAUUUAUAAUAAAUACAAUUUGAAAUCGAUUAA